UGCUAGGAUUUGGGGGGGUGGGGUGGGUAUGCUUACUGGGACCUUGGAGCAAAUGACCAGACAAUUGUUCCUUUUGCCUUGGAAGGGCCUGUGAGUGUGUGUGUGUGUGUGUGUGUGUGUGUGUGUGUUGUCCCUGCUUCAAUCCUUCCCCAAUCCCACCACCCUGUCCACCCACCCCUGCCCUCUUUGAGGCUGACUCUUACUCCCUCACUGAGCACUGCCUCUAACCCUGGGUUCCUCUGUUUGCCUCAAUCCCACAUCUGUUCCACAGGGUAUCUCCCUCCUUCCUGCUUUUUGUCCUUUUGCCUGGACUUUAUCUUUCCUCCCCAUGUAACCGCUAUUGCUCCCUCCCUGAUCCCCUGGACCUAUAGCCCUGUUCCUCAGCAUCAUAGCAUUUCUGCUCUGUCUACACAGGCCUCCCACUGCAUUUCUUCCUUCUGCCCUCCCUUGCUCUGUCCCAGGCAGCUGCCACCUCCCAUUUCCUGUCUAGGCCUUCUGUCUGUUUCUGCCUGGGUUAUUUUUCAGACUGACCCUUCUCUAGGUGGGUUUUGGGUGUGGUUGCUGAGCUUCCAACCCCCUUCCAUGGGGGCCUUUCUGGCCCCUCCAGAGUUCCAGUUUGGCCUGUUUCCUUCUCCCCCUUCCUGUUGUGAAGCUGCAGCCAUUGCCUCUGGCUCCCAGUCUCUGCCAGGAUUCUCCUGGUUGUGUGGGGCAGUGGUGAAGCAGGAGGUCUUGGGCUGAGCUGGAAUCCCAGCCCUGUUCCUCUCCAUGUAGCCUCUUCACCUGGACUCACUCACGUGUAAACGAAAAAGAAAAGAAAUGAAAAAGAGGAAAAAAGAAAAAGAAAAAAAGAAAAAGGAAAUUGUUUGAAAAUUUGAAAAGGUAUCAGCCUGAGAUGCAGAAUGAGGAAAAUGAAGCAGAGGUGCAGGAGGAGAAUGGACCUGCAGCAGAGAGGCUGACUCUACAGCGACUACUUUUUCCAGCUAAAAGGUGAAUCUGCCAGUGGAUGGAAUGUGAACAAGAUGUGGGAGAUACACAAUGGAGUAUUAUUCAGCCUUAAAGAGGAAGGACACUCUGACAUAUAUUCCAACCCGGAUGAACCUUGAAGACACAUGCUAAGUGAAAUAAGUUGGUAACAAAAGGAGAAUAUUGUGUGAUUCCACUUAUAUGAGUGCCGAGUAAAUGAGAAUCAGUGUAUUUGUUGAAUGGAUAAAUGAAAGACCAUGAUUGGACACAGAGUUGAAGAGAAGCCCAAACAGAAGGAGAAAUUGGGAAGAUUCCAUUUUUCAUUUGAUUUUGGAAACCAAUUUCUUUUAUCCUUGGAUGUUUUGUUCUUUGGGUUGUUUCUCUGGUAUCUUCAUACUUUGUCUGCAGCCCACUGUCCCUCAUCUUCAGUAAAUGUGAGAAGAGCACAAGGACCACCCUGCACAACACAGUUGAGGGAAACAGAAAUGAUCAAAAGGCUUACCCAUCUCCGACUCUGCUAUUUAGAUGGUCCUCCUCUGGGAUUCCUGCUCAGCGUCUAUGAAUGGACUUCAGAAGUGUGUAGGACAUUUUUUUGAGGAUUUAUGAAGGGCUAUCACAUACCAGAUGAAAUACAAAGCAGGAGCAUUGAAGCCUGAGUAACGGACCUUGUCAGCCCCAACUCAACUUAGCUAAACGUAGCCUCACUGAACCUGAUCCGAGACUCUGCUUCCUGGGCUUGCUGCAGCUCUCUGAUCCUGGAAUCCUCUUCAGUUCCAGCUAGAUGCUGCGUCAGGCACUUCGUAGAUUUGGUCAAAAACUGGUACGCGGACCUACGCUGAAGGAACCGGUGGCUGAGAAUGACCCACAGAGAAGACUGAGCACUCUGGAUUUAGUGGCCCUGGGUGUAGGCCGCACAGUGGGUGUAGGUGUGUAUGUCCUGGCUGGUGAGGUGGUCAGAAAUCAAGCAGGACCAUCCUUUGUGAUUUGUGUUUUGGUGGCCAUCCUGUCUUCUCUAUUGGCUGGGAUGUGCUAUGCAGAGAUUAGUGCCCGGGUUCCCCAUUCUGGUUCUGCAUAUCUCUACAGCUUUGUCACUAUAGGUGAACUCUGGGCCUUCGUCACUGGCUGGAACCUCAUCCUCUCCCUUGUUGCUGAGAAAGCCAUUGCGUUCAGCACAUGGAUCUUAAUUUUUGACAACCUGCGUGGAAACCAGGUCUCUCAGACUGUGCAAGAGAGAAUCUCAGGGCACAUUUCCCAUUUCCUCAGAGAAUAUCUAGAAUUCUUUGUUCUUGGUUUUAUGGUGGUGUUCAUGGAGUUCAGGUAUUUUUGGUAUUUCUGGCCAUUAUCGACUUCCACACUUGCCAAAGUGUUCACAUUGGUGAAAAUUCUGGUUCUCAGUUUUGUCAUCAUCUCUGGCUUCAUUAAGGGGGACCUGCACAACUGGAAGCUCACAGAAGAGGACUAUGUAAAGGCUGGGCUCAAUGACACCUCAAGCUUGGGCCCCCUGGGCUCUGGAGGAUUUGUGCCUUUUGGGUUCGAGGGGAUUCUCCGUGGAGCAGCUAUCUGUUUCUAUGCAUUUAUUGGUUUUGAGAGUAUUGUUGCCAGAGUUGAAAAAGCCAAGAAUCCCCAGCGUUCCAUCCCGAAGGGCAUUGUGGUUUCACUGUUCAUCUGCCUUCUGGUAUAUUUUGGUGUCUCUUCAGCACUUACGCUCAUGGUGCCUUACUACCAGAUUCAUUCUGGGAGCACCUUGCCUGAGGUAUUUCUCCAUAUUGGCUGGGUCCCUGCCUACUAUGUGGUAGCUUUUGCAUUGCUGUGCAUUCUUUCCACCAGCCUUUGGGGCUUUGUGAGGCCAAUGCGCCGGGUGUUAUACAUGAUGGCAAAGGAUGGCCUCCUGUUCAAUGUCCUUACCCGUAUCUCUUACCGCGAAUACAUCAUUAUCAUAAUCAUUGUGAUGAUUGGAACAGUUGCAGUCAUUAUAUCAUUCCUUGGCGUCACUGAUCUCUUGGACCUCAGGUCGGUUGUGUCCCUGAUUUCUUACUCCCUAGUUGCGAUUUGUGUUCUCAUCCUCAGGUAUCAGCCUGAGAGGAGGAAUGGGGGAAAUGAAGCAGAGGAGCAGGAGGAGAAUGGACCUGCAGAAGAGAGGCUGACUCUACAGCGACUACUUUUUCCAGGCAGCUCCUCCCCCACUCCACUCUCUGGCCGGGUUGUCUAUGUUUGUUCCUCACUGCUUGUUCUCCUAAUUAUUCCUCUUUGCUUAGUGCUGACCCAGUGGCCAGUUCUGCUUUCUGGAGACCCAGUGUGGAUUUCAGUGGUUGUGCUUCUCUUGGUGCUCAUCACUGGGCUCACUGGGGUCAUCUGGAGACAGCCACAGAGCUCCAGUUCCCUUCACUUUAAGGUCCCUGCUCUGCCUCUCCUCCCAUUACUGAGCCUCUUUGUGAAUGUUUGCCUUAUGAUGCAGAUGACAUCUGGCACCUGGGUGGUAUUUGGUGUGUGGAUGCUGACUGGGUUUGUUAUCUACUUUGGCUAUGGGGUCCAUCACAGCUGGGUCACUAACCCCACUUAAGUUUGGCCAAAAGUGUAGACCUUGAACUCAGCUGUGUCAGUACAUAUGCAGUUGGACAUCAUCACACCUGAAUGCAGUCAGGUCCCCUGCCUAAUAAUGCAGUACUCUUGAUCACAUGGAAAAGUAGGCCUCCCAUGGGAUGCUGGUGGGUGAAUACUAAUAGAGCUCUGUGUAUAUUGUGGAGUGAAGGAUGUGCCUUUGCUCAUUCUUUUUUUUUUCUUUUGUUUUUUUUUUCCUUUUUGACUUGUCUACUUAUAUUGUGUCUGUAGUUGGUUACAGGCUUUAAAAUAUUAUUAAAAGAAACUAGAAAAAAAAUUUAUUUUCUUCGUUAAAUAUCCAGUAGCUGUGGGGUGCCUGGCUGGCUCAGUCAGUAGAGCAUGCAAUUCUUCUCUCAGGGUGGUAACUUUGAGCCCCAUGUUGUGUAUAGAGAUUAUUUAAAAAAAUAGCCAGUAGCAGAAUUACUGGAUCAUAGGUACUUUUAUUCUUAAUUUUUUGAGGAACCUGCAUACUGCUUUCCACAGUGGCUGCACCAACUGACAUUCCCAACAAUAAUAUCUGAGUGUUCCUUUUUCUCCAUAUCCUUGACAAUACUUGCUUAUUUUGUCUUUUUGAUUUUAGCCAUCCUGACAGGUUUAAAGUGAUAUCCAAUUGUAGUGUUAAUUUACAUUUCCCUGUCAUUAGUGAUGGUGAACACCUUUCCAAGUGUCUGUUGCCCAUCUGUAUGUCAUCUUUGGAAAAAUGUCUGUUUAGUUUCUCUGCCCAUUUUUUAAGUGGACUGAGUUGUAUAAGUUCUUUCUGUAUUUUGUGUAUUAAUCCAUUAUUGGAUAUAUCAUUUACAAAUAUCUUCCCUUAUUCAGUGGGUUGCCUUUCUCUCUUGAUGCUGGUUUCCUUUUCAGGGCAAAAGCUUUUUAGUUACAUGAAUUCAAAAAGAUAUAUGCACCCAUAUGUUUAUUGUGGCAUAGUUUACAAUAGCCAGGACAUGGAAGCAGCCCAAAUGUCCCUUGAUAGAUGAAUAAAGAAGAUGUAAUAUCUAUCAAAUUAUCUAUCUAUCUAUCUAUUUAUCAUCUAUCUAUCUGUCAUGGAAUAUUACUGAGCUAUAAAAAAGAAUGGAAUCUUGGCAUUUGUAACAACAUGGAUGGACCUAGAGAAAAUAAUACUAUGUGAAAUAAGUCUGUUCAGAGUAAAACAAACACCAGAUGGUUCUACUCUUAUACCAAUUUAAGAAAUAAAACAAUAACAACAAAAAAAGGAAAAAGUGAGAAAAACAGUAAAAACAACCCCAUACACUCAAAUAUAGGGAACAAACUGUUGGUUGUCAAAGUGAAGUGGGUACAGGGAUGGGUGAAAUAGAUAAAGGGAAUUAAGAGUAUACAUAUCAGGAUGAGCACUGAGAAAUGUGUGGAAUCGUUGAAUCAUUAUGUAGUACACUUAGAAUAAUACGACACUGUACGCUAAUUAUACUUCAACAAAAACAACAAAAACAAGAAACUAGAAUCAAACCAAAAAAAAAAAAAAAGAUGAAAUAUGGCCCCUGCCCUUAAGGGGCUUAUAUUCUAAUACAAGGGGUAAAGCAUAGCUGUAACACAAAGUAGAAAGUGUUGUCAUAAUAAGUAAUAUACAAAUAAAGUGUCCUGGGAAUUCAGAGUGGUGGAGGAUCCCAUGGGGUUGGCACAGUGGUGAGGGUUGAUUGGUGAAAUCAGAGAAGACUUUGUAGAGGAAUGGCAUUUGAGUUGGCUCCCUCCAAGACAGGUUAGGAUUUUCCCACAUGUGGGCAGCAGUGAGAGACUGUAGGCUGAGAGAACAACACUUGGAGAAGCACAGGAAAAUGAAGCAGUGUUCAGAACACAAUGAACACACUGUAGUGUGUGUAGCCUGAGCCUUGGCUGUGAGAGGGGCCAACAGAACAUGCACAAGUGGAUUGGAGCCAGAGCGCUCCUCUGAGCACAAAACACUUGGAUUUGAACUCACUACCCAUAAUGAAAAUCCCUAGGGUUGGUUCUUCUACUUGGCGAUAUCUGUGUUCUUGGACUUGAAAGUUUCUCUACUCUUGUCUGCUUUGGUCCACCUGCUCAUAAAGUGCACAGCUGGGAGCCAAGUAUCCUGGAUUCUGCUCUUGUUCCCACCAUUAACUAGCAAUGUGACCUUGAGCAAGCCUUUUGUUUCCUUCAAUGUUUUGCUUAUUUAUUUUUAUUUUUUUGUAACACGAGACGUCAGAACUGAUUAUUUCUAAAGUUAGGUUCACUUACAGAAUUCUAGGAUUUCCUCUGGUUCUUGUGUCUUGUUAUUCUCUCAGCUAGGUCUCUCUACUGCAGGCAACCUGAACCUGCAUCCUGCCCACUUUUCACUACAACCCAUGUUGGACUUAUAAGGAUGCGAUAAAUAACACCCCAUUUCUCACUUCUAUGUUUGGAACCAACUGAUAACCAAGACAUAGAGACAGUUGAUUAAACACUUAGCUUUUGAUCUGUAGCCCAAUUGGCUUGCUAAGCCUGCAUCACUAAAUUAAACAGACUUAUUCCUCAUCACAAGUAAUGCGAAGCAAUCUCCACAAGACGCCACAGGAAAGAUUCUGCUUUAAUUAGAUUUUUUAUGUAUGAGCAGGUUGCAAUGCAUGUGCUUCGGUCAGUUUGGCACUGGAAAAAAAAGGAAAACCAAUUAAAAAAUGGAAGGGGCUGAGCUGGGCAUGAUUAGUGCUGUUUCUUUAACUCACUAAUCAAAGUGACAGUAAGGGGGGCAGUUUUAUUCCUGGAGUGGGGCCAGGAAUAGUACUCUGUCAGUGGUUCUCAAUCUUCAGCAGGUGUCACCAUACCCUGAGGACUUGUGACAAAACAGAUUGCUGGUCCCUGGCCCCAGCAUUUAGAAAUCAGUAGGUAUGGGUAGAGCCCACAACAUGUACUUCUAACAACAUCCCAGUUGAUGCUGAUGCUUCUGGUCCUAGGACCACAUAUAGAAAACCAAGUCUCCACAUGGAAAGAUGGAAGUAAAGGACACAAAAUUGCCUUUUGAACACUUGCCUUCAUCUCAUGAAACAUUUAGAUUAAAAUACCAUUGUUAAUCCUAUCACCAUGGGGAAAUCAUUGUGAAUCAUUUCACAAUGUAUAUGUAUGCCAGAUCACCACACUGUAUACUUUAAAUAUCUUAAAUUUUAUAUGUCAAUUUUACCUCAAUAAAGCUGAAAUAAAAGAUAAAA
Neofelis nebulosa (Clouded leopard) is the source of this 6713-nucleotide messenger RNA. Its product is annotated as cationic amino acid transporter 3-like. Bases 1745 to 3523 code for a protein of 592 amino acids. The record is from RefSeq and is a predicted model, not a curated record. Gene Ontology annotation, cellular component: plasma membrane. Lineage: Eukaryota; Metazoa; Chordata; Mammalia; Carnivora; Felidae. Gene Ontology annotation, molecular function: amino acid transmembrane transporter activity. The transcript is spliced from 7 exons. Gene Ontology annotation, biological process: transmembrane transport; amino acid transport.